AUGGGCUGCCCACAGGUUGGGCCGCCGCAGCGACGCCUCUUCUGCCGCGGCCAGCUGCUGCCGACCCACCCCCCCUAUGCGCGCCGCGCGCUGCUGCGCCUGAUGCGCUGCGCCGGCGUCGCCGCCCGUGAGGGCGUCGGCGUCAAGGCAGUGGGCCCCGGGCGUCUCGAGCUCGAGGACGGGUCAUCCUUCGAUUUUGACGAGUGCCUGUGGUGCACCCAGGCCGCCGCGGCGCCCUGGCUGGCGGAGACGGGGCUGCCGCUUGACGAUGACGGGUUUUUGGCGAUCGACGAGUUCCUGCGCUGCGACGGCGGCCCCGGGGACGUGUUUGCGUGCGGGGACGUCGCGUCGUCGCGGGCGCACCCGCGGCCAAAGGCGGGCGUGUUCGCGGUGCGGCAGGGGCCCCCCCUCUCGGAGAACCUGCGCCGCCUGCUGACCGGCCAGCCCCUGCAGCCGUUUGUGCCCCAGUCCACGUUCCUGUCGCUGAUCAGCGCCGGCGGCAGGCACGCGGUCGGCACCAAGGGGUGGGCGGCGUUCGAGGGCGGCUGGGCGUGGCAGCUCAAGGAUUACAUUGACAGGUCCUUCAUGGCCAAGUACGGCAGCGAUCUGCCGUUUGAGAACAUGCAGACGGCGGACUCUGGGGCCCCCAGCGCCGGCAGCCAGGCAGCCGCGGCAGACGCCUACUCAGCGGCGGGCCCAGAGGCGCUGGCGCUGCUGGCCGCCUCCAAGAUUCGCUGCGGCGGCUGCGGCGCCAAGCUGGGGUCCACCACGCUGUCGCGGGCGCUGCGGCGGCUAGCCGAAUGGCAGCAGCAGCAGCAGCAGCAGCAGCAGCAGCAGCAGCAGCAGCAGCAGCAGCAGCAGCAGCAGCAGCAGCUAGGCAGUCAAGGGCAUCCCAGUCAACAAGUGCCAGACAGCGCCGGCAAGAUGCGCGUGUUGGUCGGCUUUGAUGACGGCGCCGACGACGCGGCGAUUGUGUCUGCGCCCCCACCGGGCCACGUCCUGGUCCAGACCGUUGACUUCUUCCGCAGCUUCUGGGGGGACCCCUUCCUUUUCGGCCGCAUCGCCGCCAACCACGCCCUCGGGGACGUGUUCGCCAUGGGCGCGCAGCCAGCGACAGCGCUGGCGCUGGCUGUCGUGCCACACGGCUCCGAGGCGGCACAGGAGGAGGACCUCUUCCAGAUGCUGGCCGGCGCGUCAGAGGCCCUGGGCCGCGCCGGCUGCGCACUGGCCGGCGGCCACUCGAGCGAGGGCGCGGAGCUGUCUCUGGGCUUCAGCGUGACGGGCCACGCCCCGCAGGGCGCGCUGCUGCGCAAGUCCGGCCUGCGGCCAGGGCAGGCCCUGGUGCUCACCAAGCCGCUGGGCACGGGGACGGUCCUCGCCGCGGCCAUGCGCGGCGGCGCGCGCGGCCGCUGGGUGGCGCGCGCCUUGGAGGAGAUGCAGGUCAGCAGCGGGCCCGCGGCGGCGGCGCUGGCCGCGUUCGGCGCGACGGCCUGCACCGAUGUUACGGGGUUCGGGCUGCUCGGCCACACGGCGGAGAUGGCGCGGGCGUCCAAGGUUGCAAUCAGGCUAGACUUGGCUGCGUUGCCGGCCCUACCGGGCGCGCUGGAGUGCAUCGCCGCCGGGCACCUGAGCUCGCUGCACGCGCACAACGCCCGCGCGCUCGCCGCGGUGGCGGACGGCGAAGCGCUGCGGGCGGACGCGCGCUGGCCGCUGCUGGCGGACCCGCAGACGGCGGGCGGCCUGCUGGCGGGCAUGCCCGAGGCCGCGGCCGCGGCGUGCGUGGAGCGGCUGAGGGCUGCGGGGUACGGGGCGGCGGCGGUGAUCGGGCGCGUCAUCGAGCGCGGAGGCUGCGAGGCCUUGGCCGUGGGCAAGGCGGAAAGUGGGGAGUCCCUGCUGUUCACAAUCGAUGUGCCGUUGUAA
Molecule: messenger RNA, 1920 nt
Organism: Monoraphidium neglectum
Lineage: Eukaryota; Viridiplantae; Chlorophyta; Chlorophyceae; Sphaeropleales; Selenastraceae
Product: selenide, water dikinase
Exons: 7
Coding region: 1-1920 (639 amino acids)
Biological process (GO): L-selenocysteine biosynthetic process
Cellular component (GO): cytoplasm
Molecular function (GO): ATP binding; oxidoreductase activity; selenide, water dikinase activity
Source: RefSeq, a predicted model, not a curated record